Messenger RNA from Triplophysa dalaica, 3219 nucleotides. It is a transcript of the gene pfkfb3, whose product is annotated as 6-phosphofructo-2-kinase/fructose-2,6-biphosphatase 3. Gene Ontology annotation, cellular component: cytosol. Lineage: Eukaryota; Metazoa; Chordata; Actinopteri; Cypriniformes; Nemacheilidae. Gene Ontology annotation, molecular function: ATP binding; fructose-2,6-bisphosphate 2-phosphatase activity; 6-phosphofructo-2-kinase activity. Gene Ontology annotation, biological process: fructose 2,6-bisphosphate metabolic process; fructose metabolic process. The record is from RefSeq and is a predicted model, not a curated record. The coding region runs from base 213 to 1769 and encodes 518 amino acids. The transcript is spliced from 16 exons.
GCGUCGUGAUGUAACAGAUUACCGGAACGCACACAGUUACUGUGAGAGUAUUUACGUUUUUAUCCGAGCUCGGCGAAAAUCUUUACAUAGCAAGUAUCUAGCAGGUAUAAAUUGCUGAGGAGAAUAUUUGUAAGCUUUCUUUCGUGGAGUCUGGAAAUUUCUGAAGCCGGAACAGCAGCUUUUGUCUCUGAUAUUCUCCCAUCUACAAAGGAAUGCCAAGGGAACUAACCCAAAACAGGAUCCAAAAAAUCUGGAUUCCCUCCAAGGAUGACAAGCCUUCAAUGCCCCGCAAACCAGUUGGAGGCCCCCACCUCGCCAACCCCCCAACGGUCAUAGUGAUGGUCGGGCUCCCUGCUCGGGGAAAAACCUACAUAUCGAGGAAACUCACACGCUACCUUAACUGGAUUGGAAUUCCUACUAAAGUUUUCAAUGUUGGCGAGUAUCGUCGAGAGGCAGUGAAGCACUACAGCUCCUAUGAUUUCUUCAAGUCAGACAAUGAAGAUGCCUUCAAAAUAAGACAGCAGUGUGCUCUGGCCGCUCUCAGAGAUGUCAAGAUUUACCUUACUGAGGAGGAAGGUCAAGUGGCUGUCUUUGAUGCAACAAACACAACCAGAGAGCGACGGGAUAUGAUCUUGGAUUUCGGAGCUAAAAAUGGCUUUAAAGUCUUCUUCAUAGAGUCUGUUUGUGAUGACCCAAAUGUAAUCGCAUGUAAUAUAUUGGAGGUAAAGAUAUCAUGCCCUGACUACCAAGACUGCAACAAAACAGAUGCCAUGGAGGACUUUAUGAAAAGGAUCGAGUGUUAUAGAUUAAACUACCAGCCCCUUGACCCAGACCAAUAUGACAGGAAUAUGUCUUUUAUCAAAGUGAUUGAUGUCGGUCGCCGGUUCCUCGUCAACCGGAUUCAGGACCACAUCCAAAGUCGGAUCGUCUACUACCUGAUGAACAUCCACGUGCAACCCCGUUCUAUCUAUCUGUGUCGGCAUGGCGAGAGCCAGCACAACCGACAAGGCCGUCUUGGUGGAGACUCGGGCCUGUCUACCCAUGGUCAAAAGUUUGCAGGAGCUCUCGCUAACGUCGUGAAGGAGCAGAACUUGAAAGGCUUGAAGGUUUGGACCAGCCAACUGCGGCGUAGCAUUCAGACAGCCGAAGCCCUCAAUGUGCCAUACGAGCAGUGGAAAGCCCUUAAUGAAAUCGAUGCCGGUGUAUGUGAGGAGAUGACGUAUGAAGAAGUGAGGGAAAGGUUUCCCGAAGAGUUCACUCUGAGAGAUCAGGACAAAUAUUACUACCGCUACCCCUCUGGAGAGUCAUAUCAGGAUCUGGUUCAGCGAGUGGAACCUGUCAUCAUGGAACUGGAACGGCAUGAGAAUUCUCUCGUAAUCUGCCAUCAGGCUGUUAUGCGCUGUCUCCUCGCAUACUUCCUGGACAAAAGUGCAGAUGAGAUGCCGUACUUGAAAUGUCCACUUCAUACAGUACUGAAGCUGACCCCAAUGGCUUAUGGGUGCAAAGUUGAAUCUAUUUUUCUGGAUGUAGAGGCAGUGAACACACACAGAGACAGACCAGAGGAGGUUAAACGAGGCACAAGCACUUUAAUCCGGAGAAACAGCGUGACCCCUCUCACCAGCCCUGAGCCCAAUAAAAAGCCUCGUAUGGAAGGUCUGGAUGAAUCAAUCCGAGAGAUGUCUCCUGUCCCCUUUUCCCUGUGCUCAACCUCACACACCACUCUUACCCUGUCAACACAGCACUGGCUUACUGAAGCCUGUCUAACCUGAAGAAAUGCCCCAUCGAGUGCCACGAAACUCCUCAGCUCUGUCUGUGAUAUUGUUCAGCUCUAUCGCUUGACUCAACACUGAAGCGUUUCCUGCCAAGCUGCUUCCUAUUUUUUUCCAUUUCCAAAAAUGACAGCCGAUUGCCUCUUGGCUUUUGUAAUCUCCCUUCAUGAGUUUGUAAUGAAUGAGUGUCGUUUGUAAUAGUAUGUUAUUGCCUAAGACUUGUAUUUGUGUGUACGGUAAGAAGGAAUAUCCCGGUGGUAGGGACUAUGUUCAACAACUUUGUCAACUGCCCAUACAUUUUUGGGCCUUUUUGGAACACUUUUACCUGUUUAUGUAACAGGAAACCCCUUUAUAUUGACACUUUAUAUUGUUUUACUUUGGUCUCGGAGAUUUCUUUUUAACCCUGAUGCCCCUUAACUCUUAAGGAAGAUGCUAAAGGAGACCAAAGAUCGCUUUGCAGAGACUUCCUGGAUGAUUUUCGUCUAUAUUGCACUCACUUUGCAACUCAUGCUGCAAAUAAAUAGAAGAUUGUAAUUGCACAUUUAGACGUAUAUUUGUAUUAACUGAGAGCAAUAAUGAAUCUUACCUUUUUUUUAAUGCUGCUGACAGUUUUACAGGCUGUUUUAAAGUUCUCAUGAUGUCUGUUGCUAUUUCAAAUUAGUUGUGUUAUGGAUAUGGAUUGUGAAAAUUGUGAGUGUUUUUAAGGCCUGAGGACGAAGUCAAUGUACGAGGUUGUUGAAACAGGAUGUUUUAUGUAUGUUUGGAUGUGACGAAGUGAAACAGUGUUUAUAAUUCUUGUUUAUAUUAAAUGUCUAAUGGUGUGACAUGAUAUCACAUUUUAUACUGUUCGGUUAAUUCCCUAGAGUGCCUAGCGCUUGAGCUUUCUGGCCACAGCUGCUUUUUAUAUUCUUUUUAAGAGAAAAGUUUUUACAAUUUUUUUUUUUUGCCUUUUAUUACAUUUUAGUGUCAUUUAAAUGUUUUUUCGUUUUUGUUAGCGUGUGUUGUUGGAGCCUAAUCAAGAGAUUAAAGUAAUGUUUGAUAUUGUACAAACAGAUGCAUUUACCCUUGUAAGCCGACUGUUUACAGUUUCAAAUCUUAAAAAGAGUUUUAAUGCUUAAAAAUGACACUUUAACCCUGCAAAUAACAGCUUUAACUGUCUACAUGUCUGGUUUUGUACUGAAAUGUAACACAUCUAGAUGUUGUUAUGGAUUAUCAGAAAACAUUAUUGUCCAUUACAUACAGCCUUGUGUUGUAUAUUGGCUCUUGUAAUACAUUUGUUUGUUCAAAUAAUGCAAAGUAAUAUUUAUUUAUUUAAUUGUAGUUGACUGUGGAUUAUAUUGUUUCUAUUCAUUAAAGAGAUUGUAGAGCAUAACAACAAGCUUAAACAUCUCUUUCUAAAGAAGGUAAUUUAUUUAGCAUAUACUGGAUUAAUAAACAGAGAAUUUGAGAA